AAAAGCACCCUAGCACCAUCGAAGCCGCUCGCCCUACAUGGCGCUACCCACCUUUGGGGGAGAUGCAGAGGUUGGCAGCCCCCAGCACGAGGUCGUAUCGCUGGAGGCGGUGGACGGGGACGAGCUGCUCCCGCAGCCAGAGGACGAUGUGGAGGGCCAAGUUGCUGACUUCCUGGAUCAGCUUCCCAGUGACGCGCACGAGGUGGUCGAGCGCUUGUUAGCGAAAGACGACAAGCACGUGGAGCCUGAUGAGGACCUGGACGCGCGGAGCGCUCGCGUGGAGGAGAGCUGCGAGUUUCUGCUGCGGCUCUUAGAGUUCUGCACCUCGGCCCAGCAGCGGCGCCAGGUGCUGGAGAAGUGGCUGCGCGCCCAUCCGCGGGAAGGCAAAGUGAGGAAGAAGAUCUUAACUCCCUCCGCCUCUUCCGAUAUGCUGGAGCUUCGCCGUAUGCAGCGCUUAAGCUCCAACAUCCUGACACCAGCUGUGGCGCUAACCUCUCAGGACUCAAAGCCGAGAUGCUUUGGACGAGUGCCGGAGGAGGAGACAGGCGAGGAGGUCUUGCUGGUGCAUGAGGCCUUCCGCGGCCAGGGGCGGGUGGAGUUGAGACACCUGGAGACGGUGCUGACGGGGGGUGAGCUCUCGCAGAGUCAGCUCCAGAUGCUGCUUGAGGGCGCCGAAGGUGUCAGCAAGGGCGCGGUGGUGGAUUGUGAGGCGUUUCUUCAAUGGCUCUUCAAGACGUGAAAGGUGACGUGUGAGAGGCGGCGGCUUUGGCGAAGCCAAGCUCAGCGGCUUGGGGUUCAUCUUGGCAGUUGGAGGCACGAUAUUUUCUUCGCCGGCC
Effrenium voratum is the source of this 836-nucleotide messenger RNA. The record is from the annotation of a GenBank genome assembly. NCBI's taxonomy places the organism in Eukaryota, Dinophyceae, Suessiales, Symbiodiniaceae.